AUGAAUCAGGAUCAAGGUAUUGAUAAUUAUGCUGAUGCUAACAAUGAAUUAUCGGGUGAUGAACUGAUGUAUGAUGGGUCAUUACAAUCAAGUUUUAGUUCGCCGAUACGUCCCACAACGCGCGAUCAUACUCAAAAUAUUCUUGACAAACAGAAGGAAAGACAUAACGCGUUAUAUCAUCCCCUAUCUUCACCUGUCAAGGGCAAUUCCUUCCACAGAAACAAAGUAGUACGAUUGCGCGGUGCAGUGAUCAAUCCGAGGAACAAACAUGAAAAAAUGAAGGAAAUAAGAGGACUUCAUAAACAUGACGUCUUGAUGAACAAUCGGGAGAAAAUUCAAAAUUUUCAAUCCAAGAAUGAUUUACUAAACCAAUGGAAUCGAGAAGCAGACGAACUUGCAGGCGAGAUCUACAUAAAUGAAUGGCUAGAAAGAGACCAAGAAGAUAACGACGAUAACUCGUAUAAGGACGGGGGUAUAGAUGAACAGGAUAUUCUCCAACAAGAGCUUGAAGAGUUUCUAAGGGCGGAGCAAGAAGAACUUGAACAGCAAAUUGAAAACUUGGCAAUAUGA
This is a messenger RNA of [Candida] anglica, 570 nucleotides long. NCBI's taxonomy places the organism in Eukaryota, Fungi, Ascomycota, Pichiomycetes, Serinales, Debaryomycetaceae. The record is from the annotation of a GenBank genome assembly.